Molecule: messenger RNA, 3426 nt
Organism: Aspergillus niger
Lineage: Eukaryota; Fungi; Ascomycota; Eurotiomycetes; Eurotiales; Aspergillaceae
Exons: 4
Coding region: 1-3426 (1141 amino acids)
Biological process (GO): regulation of cytokinesis; regulation of protein localization to mitotic spindle pole body; protein phosphorylation
Cellular component (GO): centrosome; nucleus; spindle pole body
Molecular function (GO): protein kinase activity; ATP binding; protein binding
Source: RefSeq, a predicted model, not a curated record
AUGGAGGCGCUAUCACCCCGGUCGACGAACCAAAUCGUCAAGCCCAAGAUCUCAAUGGAGCGCAAAGUAUUGGAUAAGAAUGCUGCCGCUGCCGCCGCUGCCCAAAAAGCUUCGUCGUCAAAAAACCAUGCGCCGCCACCACCAUCGCUGAUUUUGGAGCCGGAAGAGGAUGGAGAGCGAUACUCGACGGGCGCUUUUCUUGGCAAGGGUGGCUUUGCGAUCUGCUACGAAGGGACACUAUUGCGAACCGGCCGUGUUUUCGCUAUGAAAGUGGUUCGAUCCGAAAUGGCACAGAAGAAGAUGCAGGAGAAGUUCCGCACCGAACUUCAGAUUCACUCGAAGAUGCGCCACCCACACAUCGUCGGCUUCCAUCGCGCCUUCGUCUUCGACAGCAGUAUAUACGUCAUUUUAGAACUAUGUCCGAAUGGGUCCGUCAUGGAUAUGGUCAGAAAGAGGAAGUGCCUAAGUGUGCCCGAGGUCAGACGGUUCAUGGUUCAACUGUGCGGUGCGAUCAAAUACCUACAUAAACGAAAUGUAGCGCAUCGCGAUCUGAAGAUGGGGAACUUGUUUCUGGAUCAAAACAUGGAUAUUAAAGUGGGCGACUUCGGUCUGGCAGCAAUGAUCAUGUCUGAGAAGGAUGAGAAGAGGAGGAGGACUUUGUGCGGGACGCCAAAUUACAUUGCUCCAGAAGUUCUCGACAAGAGUAAAGGCGGCCAUACACAGAAGGUCGACAUCUGGUCUUUGGGGGUCAUCUGUUUCGCGAUGCUCACCGGGUACCCGCCAUUCCAGUCAAAAACACAAGAGGAGAUUUAUAAAAAGGUGCGGAACUUGGCAUACGUAUGGCCGAAAGGCACCGAGUGCGCCAACUACAUCCCGGAAGAGGCGAAGUCGCUCGUGAGCUGGUGUCUCAACCUCGCUGAAGAAGAGCGCCCGGAGCCGGAUGACAUCGUCGAACAUCCAUUUUUCAGGAUGUAUGACGGCUGCAUACCCAGGCGACUUGACCCGUCCUGUAGCGUUAGUAGGCCUGUUUGGCUAAAGCCAGAUGAGCCCCGCGGCGAUCGAAUGAUGUUUGGGAGCAGCUUGGAAUACGACGAGAAGUUGUCUGGCUACAUCGAGCACAUCGAUGAUCCGAGUCAGCGAUAUCUGGUCUGCAGGGCGGCGUUCUACACACUCUGUGGCGUGGGCAGAAAACCAGACGGUACAGCACGGAAGGCCGCCGGAAAGAAUUGCUCGAAGUCGGCAUAUGCUGAAUGCUUAUCCGAGGAGGAGAAAGGAUUCCAGCCUGUCAUACCCCUCCCAGAGGAUAUUGUGUACAGGUACCCCCAUGACCCGAUAGGUGACUGGAGCGAUCCUGAUACUUCCUUGCUGUCGCGCAGAGAUGGCUCCUCCUUCGAAGACAGUGUCCUGUCAAGGAAAAGCAGCGCAUCUGCUCGGAGUAAUGUGGCGUCACUAACGCGAACUCAAGCGGCACUGGCUGCUGCUCAGCAGCGCCGAAAAGAAUCGCAGAGUCAUGCCGCGACUCUGCGGCAGCAGGCAGCUACAGGCAGAGGGUCUGUCCGGAAAAUUGCAGCUAUCUCCGAUCCCGUACCGACGGCAAAGGCUUUGUUCGAAGAAAAAGAGGCAGAAGCAAACCCUGCAGUUAUACCUUCAGGUGGUCUUGCGGAGCGGCCAAUCCGCGCACGGCGUGGUGUGGCAGCGUCGUACUCGGGUUCGUUGCGUGAUCUAGACAAGAACAUUGCGCCACAGAUACCCAAGUCUAGUACGGCACCGGAAUCUUUGGUCAUUGGAAAGACUCGCUCCCAAACCCGCUCCCAGACGCGCUCGCAGUCUCGCAGAUUGGAGUCAGGCAGCCAGGAAACUGGCCCUCUGCCGCCCCCUGCCAAAGAACGGCCUGCAUCCGUAGCAAUGGAUCAAUUGCCAGUCAGAUCACGCCAGCCUUCGCAACGGUCAAUGCCAAAGUCAGAGGCCAGAGAUGUGCUCAAGCAAGAGGAGCUGCCGAAAGGUGCCACGACAAAGGAGACUCUGACGGAGAAAUCUGUACGGCCUGACCCCUCUUCACAACCACUCAGUCGUGCUGGUAGUAAGACAGCCUCAUCUGCAAGCAAGCCACGCUCGACACUAGGCCUACACCCCUUGUUCCAUGUGGAAGAUCCAUGGGAAGCGCUACCAAGGACGUCCCUCGAUGACGUGAACAUGGAUCUGCGGCACAUGCUGGCCAACAUGGUACCACACUCCGCAGCCCGGAGACGGGCAGGGCUUCGACGACCACCUCAUGCAUAUGUGAUCAAAUGGGUGGACUACACAAACCGGUAUGGUAUCGGCUAUGUCUUGGAUGAUGGCAGCGUAGGAUGUGUCUUCAAGGCAGAGAAUGGACAGCCGGCAAGUGGCGUAGUAGUGCGGGAUGGCGAAAAACACAUCCGGCGCAAAGCCCGUAGCCAGGAGCAACAAGAGGGAGCGAUCUAUGGGUAUUCCGAGGCAGACCAGCUCAUUCCUCGCCAUGGUAAGCCGGUAGAAUUCUACGAAAAUUGUACCCGCGACUUCACCGAGUGCCGCGGCGGAAUUAGGCGAGCCUUGAUCUCACCGUCGUUGUUCGAAGUCAAGGCCUCCUCCAGCGGAUCUUCUGCGGCUGGUAUCAAGAUCCGCACGAACUCUGGUCUUGACUGUGCACGUGCGGACGCUGAAAAGAUCAAACGAGUGAAGCUUGUUGACCAGUUUGGUAAAUACAUGAUCGGUUCUUUAGGACGACACGGAGAUGAGGCAGCUCUUGAGGACGAGUUGGCUUCCGGUAGCUCGGGCCAAUUCAUCAAGUUCUACCAGCGACUGGGGAAUGUUGGCGUCUGGGGAUUUGGGGAUGGUGCCUUCCAAUUCAAUUUCCCUGAUCACACAAAGCUGGUGAUCGCUCCUGGACGCACAAGAAGCUCCUCUCCCUGGGUCGACUUCUACCACCUUUCACCCUCCGCAGCGAGAUAUCUCAGCACCAAGGGCAAGAUGCACCCAUCAGGAUUCGACACUCGGGCAGUAACAUCGGACGAAGUUGCAACCUUCCUCGGCAUUGCAUAUGGCACUGGUGCAAGUUCUGCAGAUGAACGGGUUCGGGAUAUCCUCGACGCCAAUUCCUUUCUACAGAAGAUCAAUUUCAUUAAGGAGGUGAUGAAAGGGUGGGUGAAGCAGGGGCGCCUUGGAGGACGACCCACGCAAGACAAGACGUCAGGCGCUGCAAGCCCUAUGGAAUUGUUCUGGGAGGGCUCCCAGGAGCGGGCAGCAGGAGGAAGCGGAAGCAAGUUCGUGUGGGUGACUGUUGGGGCACCCGGAGGAGAUGGAGAGUAUCGGUCCGUAUCAUUGAGAGAAAGAAGGUCAGAAGCUGAAGAGGACCGCGAGGCGGAUGUAUUGAGGGAGCGUCUCCGGAUGCUGGGCAGACCACUGUAG